Messenger RNA from Dothidotthia symphoricarpi CBS 119687, 1725 nucleotides. RefSeq names its product di-trans,poly-cis-decaprenylcistransferas-like protein. The transcript is spliced from 3 exons. Gene Ontology annotation, molecular function: ditrans,polycis-polyprenyl diphosphate synthase [(2E,6E)-farnesyl diphosphate specific] activity. Lineage: Eukaryota; Fungi; Ascomycota; Dothideomycetes; Pleosporales; Dothidotthiaceae. The coding region runs from base 361 to 1395 and encodes 344 amino acids. The record is from RefSeq and is a predicted model, not a curated record. Gene Ontology annotation, cellular component: endoplasmic reticulum membrane; dehydrodolichyl diphosphate synthase complex.
GCGAGCCGAAGAGUCAAGGGGAGCUCAUGCAGCCUUCCCUCCUUCGAGGAUACACACAAAGGUACUUGCACGUGCUCCCGCUCCAGCUCCAGCAUUCCUUUGCGCCAUCUGCACUUACGACGACGACCGCGCAAUCCCACAAAGGCUGAGCCAUGUCGUCGACUGGGCCUUCCGCUCGGCUGCCACGGCCGCACCAGCCACAUCCGGAUUGCAUAUGAUCUCACCUCCUCCGCCGACUCGAUACACGUAGCGUUUAUUCUCCCAUUCAGUCACCCGUUUUUGCCGCUCCACCCGACUCGCCGCAUAGACAACUUGUACAGCAGCCGGACUGGCAACGCAGUACCCAACACGUCGCCCGCAAUGGCAGCCACCGGCCUAACCGCGACGCAAGAAUCCGCCUUUCGCAGGAGUCAGCUCACGCCCUCGCAACGCGAACAACUCCUGAAGCCCUUUCUCCCCGACGAACCCGAUGAACCGUCCAAACUGCUCGCCGCCAAAUCAAAAGCAAAGGCCCGCGCGACGUACAAAUCAUCUGCCCCGAAACGUUAUGGGCCCGUCAAGACGGCGCUGCACUUCUUCAUCUACCACACCAUUGCGCUGCUGUUCUCCGUCUUCUUCCGCUUUCGCCGCGCCUACCGUCUCGUCAGGGGCAAGAUUGUCGAGCUGCUCAAGUACCACCACCGCACGCCCGAGUUCAUUGCGCACGAUGUGAAGAAUUUGGAGAAGCUGCCCAAGCACCUGAGCGUCAUUGUGGACUACCAGGAGGACGACGAACACCAGGGGACAGCAGGGCUGGAAGGUCUGGUGAACGAUGUGUGUGAGAUAGCAGCUUGGGCGGCGAGCGCAGGCAUCCCCUUUUUGAGCGUCUAUGAGCGUACAGGCGCGCUCAAAAACUACCUCCCCCAAACACACUCCAGCAUCUGGGCCACGCUCGAAGCCUACUUCGGCCCGCGCCGCAAGCCCACACUCUCUCUGCGCGCCCCCCAUCUGAACACCUACUCGCCGCCCAACACACCCCCGCAGACCGCAGGCCUAAGCGGCGAGGAUCCAUUGGAAGAACGCCAGCAUCUUACUGUGCUUCUGCUCUCCGAGCACGACGGCCGCGAUACUAUCGUCGACCUGACACGCACGCUUGCUGAGAUGGCGCAAAAAGGUGACGUGCAACAGGAGCAGAUCAACGCCGAUCUGAUCGAUGCCCAGUUGAGCGACCAUGUCUCCAGCGAGCCGGAUUUGUUGAUCCUAUUCAGUCCAACUGUGCAGCUAAAGGGUUACCCGCCAUGGCAGUUGAGGCUGACGGAGAUCUUCCACCUCCCAGAUAACAAGGGCGUCAACUAUCAGGUCUUUCUCCGCGCGCUUUACAACUUUGCAAAGGUUGAGAUGCGUCUUGGGAGGUAGAAUUUAUAUUCUGUGUCCUGCUUGUUUCCAUAUCUUACCAAUACCCAUUCCAUAAUACUUUCUUGCCAAUGCAACGCAUGGGCCUUGUACCAUGUCCAAAACUGCUACAUGAGUGAGAUGUUGGAAUAGAAUGAAGUCAAGAAAAUAGGAGAGAUGAGUCGUCACACCGCAGCAAGAUGGUGUGGAGGUAUCUUUGAUGUAGUUAAAUGGUGCUAUGUACACCAUAUCUUCAUGCCCGCCGUGAUCGCUUUUGUGCGUCACAGCCAUCAAGGGUAAUGCACCUAACACCUGGAUUCGUUGUAGGUCAUCAAGUACAUCGUCCACCCCACA